GUGACUUUCUUGAACAUGGUAUAUACAAAAAUUAUGUUUUUAAAAAGGCAGUAGAAAUAUGGAAACAGUUAGAUGAUGGUCAAAUAAGCUGGUAUUUGGGAAAAAGACAGGUUAAGUUAAGCAUUGACCAACUAGAGUUAAUGAUACAAAUGCAUUCAUAUUUAGUAGAGAAUGUCAAAUCAGAACUUAAUCAUAUUGACCAAACUCUUCGUCAAGAAGAUUUUUUAUCGAUUUUCAAUAAAAUCACAAGUUCUAUGAAUAAUGGUACUGAUUUAUUUAAUGAUGAUUCUGCUUCUUUUUCAGAAGAAGUUGAUGGAAAUAUCGAGGAAGACAUAGAAGAAGAUAUGGAAGAAGACAUGGAAGAGCCCUCCGAAGAAGAUUCUGUUGGCAAAAACUUGUUAACUUUAGAAAUUGAAAAUUUUAUAUCUUUAUCUUCGAAGCUGAAGUCCAACAAAUUACUAACUGAAGAUAUUGUGCAUGGAAAUAGAGAUUUUGAUGUAAAUGAUUUGAUAAAUAGUUUAGACUGA
Messenger RNA from Cetraspora pellucida, 527 nucleotides. Lineage: Eukaryota; Fungi; Glomeromycota; Glomeromycetes; Diversisporales; Gigasporaceae. The record is from the annotation of a GenBank genome assembly.